Molecule: messenger RNA, 2837 nt
Organism: Juglans regia (Persian walnut)
Lineage: Eukaryota; Viridiplantae; Streptophyta; Magnoliopsida; Fagales; Juglandaceae
Product: probable serine/threonine-protein kinase At1g54610
Exons: 8
Coding region: 244-2214 (656 amino acids)
Biological process (GO): positive regulation of transcription elongation by RNA polymerase II; protein phosphorylation
Cellular component (GO): nucleus; cyclin-dependent protein kinase holoenzyme complex
Molecular function (GO): cyclin-dependent protein serine/threonine kinase activity; ATP binding; RNA polymerase II CTD heptapeptide repeat kinase activity
Source: RefSeq, a predicted model, not a curated record
GCAAUCAUAAAUAAUGCAAGUCUGGGUUAUGCAAAAGGAAUAAGAAUUUUGAUUCUUUUUCUAAUACGAUUGAUGAUUUGGUUGAGUUUUGGAGCACCCAGAUUGAGAAUUUGAGAAGAUACGAUUGGCAGAAACUAGAAGCUCUGAGUUUCCCAAGAAAAUUGCGGGUUUUCUAUUUUGUUUGAUGGUUACAUAUUUGCAAAGGGAUGGCUGUACAUAUUUAGAACAUUUCGAGGUGAGAAUAUGGGCAGCAUUUGCUCCAAAGGAUCCUCAGACAACGAAAAACUUGAUGAGUAUGAGAGAGAGAAAGAGCUUAACAAGUCGUCGGUUAACUCGGUGGCUCCCGCUUCCUCAAAGAGAGGGGAGUUUGUCGUAGAUGUAGCUGGUGGUGGAGGGCUUGAUGGCUCAUUGCGUCCGAUAGCUAGGACAACCUCACAAGCGAGUUCGGGGUUCCUAAUUGCAGCAAGCAAUGAAGAGAAGAAAAGUAUGGUUGUGGAAAGACCAACCAAUGGUCAUCAUCAGAGACGGGCAACAACGGAUAUGGGAUCGAGUAGAGGUCAUCCGGAGAUGUCUAGGAUCGGUAGCACUCCCCGUGGCGCUAAAGGGGAGAAAGAUUUAGCGGGAUGGCCGUCUUGGUUGACUUCCGUUUCAGGAGAUGCCAUCGAAGGGUUGGUGCCACGACGAGCAGAGUCGUUUGAGAAGUUGGACAAAAUUGGACAAGGAACUUACAGCAAUGUAUAUAAAGCUCGUGACCUUGAAACUGGCAAAAUUGUCGCAUUGAAGAAAGUUCGAUUUGUCAACAUGGAUCCAGAAAGUGUCCGUUUCAUGGCCAGGGAAAUUCAUGUUCUGCGUAAACUUGACCAUCCAAAUGUUAUGAAGCUUGAGGGACUAGUUACUUCAAGGAUGUCAAGCACCUUGUACCUUGUCUUUGAGUACAUGGAACACGACCUUGCUGGGCUUGCAGCUACACGUGGCAUCAAGUUUACCGAACCACAGAUUAAAUGUUAUAUGCAACAAUUACUUCGAGGACUUGAGCACUGCCAUAGUCGUGGUGUCCUGCACCGAGACAUCAAGGGUUCAAAUCUUUUGAUAGACAAUAACGGAGUACUUAAGAUUGGAGACUUUGGCCUGGCUACCUUUUAUGAGCCUGAUCAAAAGCAGCCAUUGACUAGUCGUGUUGUAACUCUGUGGUAUAGAGCUCCUGAGCUUUUGCUAGGUGAUACGGAAUAUGGAGCUGCUAUUGAUUUGUGGAGCACUGGUUGCAUCCUUGCAGAACUAUUUGCUGGGAAGCCUAUUAUGCCAGGGAGAACAGAGGUGGAACAAAUGCACAAGAUUUUUAAGCUUUGUGGGUCACCAUCUGAGGACUACUGGCAGAGAUCCAGAUUGCCUCAUGCAACUAGUUUCAAACCUCAACGCCAAUACAAGAGUUGUGUUGCUGAGACAUUCAAAGACUUUCCUUCUUCAGCUUUAGCGCUGGUUGAUAAUCUUCUUUCAGUAGAACCAGAGAACCGUGUAUCGGCUGCUUCUGCACUAAGAAGCGAGUUCUUCGAAACAGAGCCCCUACCUGAUGACCCUUCAAGUUUACCAAAAUAUCCUCCAAGCAAGGAGUUUGAUGCCAAGCUUCGAGAUAAGGAAGCAAGAAGGCAAAAGGCUGAAACUGUAGAAGGUCAUGGUUCAGAAUAUGUUAGAAGGGGUCCAGGAAAUACCAAGAUAGUGCCAACGCCAGAAUUCAAUGCCCAGGGUGAUAUUUCUUUUAAGAGACACUCAAAUACCAAAAUCUCAAGUCACAAGUACGAUCCCCUGGAGGAUGGUGGGUCUGGGUUCCGGAUGGAGCCACCUAGAGGAGCGAGCCAGAAUGGCUUCUCUCAUUCUAAUUCAACGGUACACCAUAGUGCAGUAGGAUCAUCAAGGAAUAAGAUGGCAACCGCUGCGCGGAGCAAUGGUGAGUCAAAGAUGCAGGGGCCUCACACGCCCCAGGCAACCACGGACCCAUCCAACUCUUCUCUAAAGAAGGAUGAAGGAAUGUCUGCAAAAGGACCUGAAAUGGGAUAUGUACCAAAGAAGAAUAGAAUCCACUACUCUGGACCAUUGAUGCCUGCUGGGGGAAACAUUGAAGACAUGCUCAAAGAGCACGAGAAACGAAUCCAACAGGCAGUACGUAAAGCGCGCCUUGACAAGACGAGGACCAAUAAAAACUACGAUAAUGACCACUAAAGAAAUGUUCGGUGACUUCCAAAAUCUGAAACUAGGACCUGGCUGCUCUGCUGACUGGUUACUGCAAGUUGCAACCCAGAAGGAAGCUUCUUUGGUUUAAUGUCAGAUAAUAUGCCAUGGCCCAUGGAGGUUUAACCAAGAAUUAGGUGAUUAUAGUUGGGUCCCCUCCCUCUCUCCUCUCCAAAAAGACAGAAAACCAAAAAAGAAGGAAAAAAGGAAGGCAAUUCUGGUGGUUUUUGUUACUGUGGGGGUUUGCUUUCAAGUUGGGCAUUUCCAGCUUUGCUACUUGCAACCGAGCGGCGAAAUCGUAGGGGAAUCGGCUGCCACAUCAGCCGAUAUAUUUAAAAAAAAAAAAAACAGAUGAAUCGUGAGAGAAGGAGAAAAGAAUUCAGAAUUUCAUAGUGCAAUAGAAAACCCAAAAGGCUGCUCUGCGUUGCAGUCGUCUGCACCGAUAAAUUAACAGUACCUGGAAAAAUUGUUGCCCAUUUUCAUGGUAAAUAUAUUUAAGCUCGUCCCCAUUCACGGUGUCCCGUCUGCAAGCUCCUACGCCCUACACAUAGAGCACAGCAUCUAUGUUCACAAGGAGAGGGAUUAUUCAAUUGUUACGUUGAAGCAACCCCAUC